Messenger RNA from Malassezia globosa CBS 7966, 1854 nucleotides. RefSeq lists its product as uncharacterized. The transcript has a single exon. NCBI's taxonomy places the organism in Eukaryota, Fungi, Basidiomycota, Malasseziomycetes, Malasseziales, Malasseziaceae. The record is from RefSeq and is a predicted model, not a curated record. Gene Ontology annotation, molecular function: microtubule binding. Bases 1 to 1854 code for a protein of 617 amino acids.
AUGCGUACAUCGACGAUGGACGUACCUGGAUCAUUUGAGGAGCAGGUACGACGUGUAGUAGAAAAGGAAUUGAAACUGCCGAUGCACGCACCGAGUCACAUUCCAAGCUCUUCGUUUCUAUCGCCAGCACCGGCAACAUCUCGUAGGUAUGCAUCGUCGGCCACGAGGCAUCGGCGGCGCAAUCCAUAUGCGUUGGAAGACUCAGAUGAGAGCGGCUCCGAUGAAGAUAUUGCUGCUCGCAUGUACUCGCCUGGCAACCAUAGUGUGUUCCUGGCAACACCCAAUCGGCGCUCUUGGUCGUCAUCAGCACGUCGACCUUUCGCCAGCCAUGUCCGCCCACAUGAGCGUCCAUCGUUGAGUGAGCAAGUUCAAUCGCGUCUGAACAUAUCGCGCCUUGCGGGCACGGGCAACGAAGAUGAAGAUAUCGAUUCAACCGUCUUGCCUUCGGACCGGACUUCACGAGUGCCACGGCAGGACCGGCCAUCGUCGCCUGACUCACCGUACUCCUCAUAUGCGUCGCAGGCACCACAGGCACCACAGGCAUUGCACAGAUCAUCGUAUCCUGGCUUGUACACUCGGCGUCCUAGUCCUCUGCAGCACAGGUCUCCGACGAUGGCCAGCCGUCAUUCAAGCUCAGAUACGGCUGUGAACAGCGAUGCAAAUGAGAAGGAGUCGAUGAAGUCGCAUGCAUCUCGCAUGUAUGCUAAUCUUCCUUCGACACUUCCAUCGGAUAUCCAACGUGCCGAUCAACAGCUCCAUGUGCUCACACAGUGUAUUCAAUCGAUGGAUCAAGAAAUGCAGCACCUGCGUGAGGAGCAAGGCACCUCUGAGGCUCUUGAGCGGAUUCGCCAGCGCCUCGAUGCUCUGGAAUCACGGGUCACUAAGCAUAGUGCGAUGUUGGAAGAACAACGACGCAUGAUUCUUGAUCAGCGCCAGACACGCAUGAACAGAGAAGGUACAUCAGCAGGAGAAGCAACUGGAGCUCCCGUUGCAGCUUCGCCUUUGCCUAGGACCAAAUCAGCCACGCCUACACGGCCUGUCUUUGAUGCAAAUAGAAAUGCGUCAUCGCCCACACGUGAGGCAGCAGACACCGGUCGAACGGCCCACCCGAUGCCAUCCUACACUCCUGCACCGACAUCUGCUUCCACGGCCAUUCCCACCUCACCGACCGUUCCCGCUGCUACCUUUUCUACAUCAACAGCGCCAGCAGCGUCACGCACUGAAUCCAUGAGGACCGUCGAAACUGUCGUAAAGCGGAUGUACGAUGAACUGCAGCGGCUGGCACGCGCCAUUGAUGGAAUGUAUUGUCAGCCACAGCCUGAGCCGCCGUUAACACCGCCACAUGAUGUUGACUCGCCAAAACAAGCGUCAUCCCUCACUACGGAUGAGCCAUCUGACUCAGCAUGUAGCGCACAGGAGCGUUACGAAAAAAUUUGCCAAACCGUGGCUGAUGCAUUGGGCAUUUCAUCGCCUCCAGGUAAGACCUCAUCAUCAUCGUCAUCACGCAAAGAGCGCAUUCGCGCGAAUCUUCGGCAGCGCGAAGCUGAUGAUGCGGCAACAGAGUCGCUCUUGAGCCGCUUGCAUCAUACAAAGUCGCCGCUUCUCUCCAUGUCCGAAGUUCGGAUGCUCGAACACCUAUUUGAGCAGCAUCGUCGUGAGUUUUUACAUCAGAAGCAGCUAUAUUGUGAACUGGCCGAUGAGCUCAAAUGCAUGGAGCCAUCUAUGGAUGCAACGAAACGCCGCAUCCUUGCUGAGCAUGUUCAUGAGUCGAUCGAAUCCCUGGAGGCGGAGGCCACGCGCAUCAAUGGACUUCAUGCACAUCUCGUUCGUCAUGGUCGUGCUACGUUAGUUUAG